Sciurus carolinensis (gray squirrel) is the source of this 2067-nucleotide messenger RNA. RefSeq lists its product as uncharacterized. Gene Ontology annotation, cellular component: membrane. The coding region runs from base 1 to 2067 and encodes 688 amino acids. The transcript is spliced from 4 exons. Gene Ontology annotation, biological process: G protein-coupled receptor signaling pathway. The record is from RefSeq and is a predicted model, not a curated record. Gene Ontology annotation, molecular function: pheromone receptor activity. NCBI's taxonomy places the organism in Eukaryota, Metazoa, Chordata, Mammalia, Rodentia, Sciuridae.
AUGACGAAAAGCAGCACACUUUACACUUUUAUUGCUGUAAGAAAUGCCUUUUUAUCCCAAAUUGUCAUUGGGAUCACAGCCAAUGUCUUCCUGCUUCUCUUUCAUAUCCUAACAUACCUUCUACAGCACAGGCCCAAGCCCAUUGAUCUGACCAUCGCUCACCUGGCCCUCAUUCAUCUGCUGAUGCUAAUAAUUAGAGCAUUCCUGGAUAUGGACAUUUUGGAGGUUCAGGACAUUUGGAAUGACAUCACAUGUAAAGCAGUUGUCUACUUGUACAGGUUGAUGAGGAACCUGUCUGUUAGCACCACCUGCCUGCUGAGUGUCCUUCAGGCCAUCACCCUCAGCCCCAGAAGCUCCUUUCUGGCAAAGUUCAAGCUGACAUCUCCACAGCAGAGUCUGUUUUGCUUUCUCAUUCUCUGGGUGUUCAACAUGUUCAUUAAUGUUCGUCACUACUUCAAGACCUUCUUUUCCCUGAUAGGAAUACUCCGGGAUAUUUUCCUCAUUGGGCUCAUGGCCCUUUCAAGUGUGUACAUGGUGACCCUCUUGUGCAGGCAUAAGAGGCAGUGCCAGCACCUUCACAGCACCAUCCUGUCUCCAAGGGCAUCCCCAGAGCUGAGGGCCACCAGGACCAUCCUGCUGCUCAUGGGCCUCUUUGUGGUCAUGAACUUCAUGGACUGCAGUAUCUCCACCUCUGCUGAAGAGCUGCAGAAGAAUGAUCCAGCUCACCUUGGGGUCCAGAUGCUGGUGGGCAAUGGCUAUGCCACCAUCAGUGCAUUCAUGCUAAUCAGCACUGAAAACCGGAUAAUCAAGUUCUUCCAAUCCACAUUGGGAAAGGAGAGGAAAUGUUUAUGCUCCAACGUCUUCCUGCUUCUCUUUCACAUGCUAACACACCUUCUCCAGCACAGGCCCAAGCCCACUGAUUUGACCAUUGCUCACCUGACCCUCAUUCAUCUGCUGAUGCUAAUAAUUAGGGCAUUCCUGGAUAUCAACAUUUUUGGGGUUCAGGAUAUUUGGAAUGACAUCUCAUGUAAUGCAGUUGCCUACUUGUACAGGCUGAUGAGGAGCCUGUCUAUUAGCACCACCUGCCUGCUGAGUGUCCUUCAGGCCAUCACCCUCAGCCCCAGAAGUUCCUUUCUGGCAAAGUUCAAACUGACAUCUCCACAGCAGAAUCUGUGUUGCUUUCUCAUUCUCUGGGUGUUCAACAUGUUCAUUAAUGUUCGUGUUUUAUUCUCCAUGGGAGGCCCCACCAAUGCAACCUCAGGUUUUCCUUUUGCAUCUGAAUCCUGCUCUAUUUCCCCAACAGGUUACUACUUCAAGACCUUAUUUUCCCUCAUGGGAAUAAUUCGGGAUAUUUUCCUUGUAGGUCUCAUGGCCCUUUCAAGUGUGUACAUGGUGACCCUCUUGUGCAGGCAUAAGAGGCAGUGCCAGCACCUUCACAGCACCAUCCUGUCUCCAAGGGCAUCCCCAGAGCUGAGGGCCACCAGGACCAUCCUCCUGCUCAUGGGUUUCUUCGUGGUCAUGUACAUCAUGGACUGCUGUAUCUCUUCUUCUUCUGAAAAGAUGCUGAAUAAAGAUCCGGCCCGCCUUGGAGUCCAGAUGCUGAUGGGCAAUUGCUAUGCCACCAUCAGUGCUUUGAUGUUAAUUAGCACUGAAAAGCGGAUAAUCACGUUCUUCCAAUCCACAUUGGGAAAGAUGCAGAAAUGCUUAUGCCAUUUUGGGUGUCCACUUCAGGACCUUAUUUACCCUGAUAGGAAGUUUACGGGAUACCUUUUUUAUAGGGCUCAUGGCCCUCUCGAGUGGGUACACAGUGACUCUCCUAUGCAGGCACAAGAGGCAGUGCCAGCACCUUCACAGCACCAUCCUGUUUCCAAGGGCAUCCCAAGAGCUGAGGGCCUCCAGGACCAUCCUGCUGCUCAUGGGAUUCUUUGUGGUUAUAAACUUCAUGGACUGCAUUACGUCCUCCUUUUCAGGAAGGAUGCAGAAGAAGGAUCCAGCUCAACUAGUGUUCUGAAUGCUGACGGGCAAUGGCUAUGCCACCAUCAGUCCUUUCAUGCUAAUCAGAAAUGA